Messenger RNA from Schistosoma turkestanicum, 4206 nucleotides. The record is from the annotation of a GenBank genome assembly. NCBI's taxonomy places the organism in Eukaryota, Metazoa, Platyhelminthes, Trematoda, Strigeidida, Schistosomatidae.
GUGAUGAAACGCUGUGGGUUCUUAAAGGUCAUCCAACAAUGUUUAUGCAUAUACGUCACAAGGCCAAUACCUCUAGGCUAGAAGCAAGCCUAGGAAAAUAUGCAUCUUACUGUGGUUUUAAUAUCAGGACAGUUCUAACCAUACAGCUGAAUUUACUCGAUUAACUGCCCUUAAAUUUUAAAAAAACAUUGUCAAAAUUAUGGUACAAAUGUUCUGAUCUGCUACAUGUUAUUCAAAGAAACUUCUCAUUCAAUAAAUACAUAAUAGCCUCCUAUACUUAUGACUCAUCAACCAAUAAAAAUUGCAGUCGAAGAAAUCGAUGUUAAUUAUGAAAAUUAUUUAACUUAUCUUAAGCAACGUAAUAAAGAAAAAGAAUUAUUACAUAGAAAAACAGACGAGGAUUUAGAGAAAGAACGUUUAGAGAAAGGCUUUCAGUUGUAUUUUAAUGCAGCGACAAAGUAUUUGAAACAUAAAUCCUAUGAACAUCGUAUUACUAACAACAAGUUAAAAAAUAAAAGCAAUAAAAAUGAUUCGAGUAGACUGACAGAAAAAAUCAAACGUAAAUCAUGGGAUGUUGUCAAUAUACCAUUUCGUGAAAUACCAUUUACUAAAGAAAAUAGUUGUUUAUCACAAUCUACUAAUCCGAAAACUGUAAUUUGUAAAAAUUUACUAAAAAAUUCACCGUCAACCUAUCAACAAAAUGAGCAUGGAUCACAAUUAAAUUAUUUAUCAAUGAAAAAUAAUUCUAUGUACAAUGAAACUGCAUUUAACUUGAUUCAUAAUGAGAAUAAUAUGAAUAGUUCACAAAGUGAUAUAAAUUUAUUUGAAAAAUUAAACACGAUUACAUUUCAUUUGGAUAUUUUUGAUAACUGGGGUGAUAAAACAUGGGUUGGAUUAAAUGGUAUUGAAGUUCUGAUGAAUAGUUCUAGCUCAGUGAAAAUUUAUCCUGAAACAAUCAGUAUUUAUAAAAUCAAUUCAAAUGAUAAUAGUAAUUCUUUAAUUCAAAGUGAAAAUCUUUUCAAAUCAUUUUUUAAGACUACAAAUAUUCAAGAUAUGUGGAUGACAAAUGUUGAAAAUCUUCCAUUACGUAUCCAAUUUACAUACUCGUUUCAGCAAUUCUCAUCAAAAGAUACAAUCACUUUAAAUAUAUGGAAUAUCAUAAAUCCAGAUCUAUUCACUGUUGGCGCUAGAAAAUGUCUUCUUACCGUAAUUUAUGAUGAUAGAAUAUUGGUGCUGUAUAAUGAUAUUCUUCCAGUAGAAAAUUCAAUGACUAGUGUAAUUUUAAAUAUCAACGAAAUAAUACCUUUUGAAAAACUUCAUUCUGUCACAAAUUCACCAGUCGAUAAUUCUAAUGAAUCAAACCUAGAUGUUAAUGAACUCAUUCCCAGUGAAACAUGUCGUAAUGACAAUAAGUUAAAACAUAAUAUUAAAACUAGACUGAAUGUUUGGUUUCCUAAUUCACAAAUUAAUAAAAUCGAUGAUUCUACUAAAAAUAAUCUUUUAUCUAAAGUAAAUGAAGAUUUAUUAAAUUCUUCAUUCAAUAGAAUUAAUAUGAAAUGUAUCACCAGUGGACUUGUACAUAAGAAUAAACUAUUAGAAGAAUCAUGGAGUUCACUGGAUUUUUUUGAUCAUUUUCACAAAGGUCGAAUUUCUAUGAAAAAUAAUAUUUCAGAAUAUUUAUCAAAUAAUCAAUUAUCAGAUUCACUGUCCGAUAAACUUGAUGAAAAUUCAACAUUGAACAACAGUUCGUCUUAUUUCAUUUUGCAUGAAACAAAAACUCCACAAACUAUGAAUAAUUCAAUAAAAUAUUAUCCACCAAGAAUUUAUUCAAAAGAAUUUUCCAUUCCAGAAUUACCAUUUGGUCAUAGAUUAAUAUUGGAUAUAAUUUCAACAUGGGGAGAUCAAUAUUAUGUUGGUUUAAAUGGUAUUGAAAUAUUCACAUCGAAUGGUAUGAAUAUUACAACUCUAUGUCAAAUUACAGCCAAUCCAUUAGAUAUUAAUAUUUUACCCGAUUAUCAUAAUGAUCCAAGAAUUGUAACUAAUCUCAUUGAUGGUAUUAAUUGGACACGUGAUGAUACACAUAUGUGGUUAACACCAUUUACAUCCGGUGAAAGACAUUUCAUUGAGAUUACACUACCAAAAUGGAUUGAAUCACCGAUUGCUUUAUUACGUAUAUGGAAUUAUAAUAAAUCACGUGUGCAUUCAUAUCGUGGUGUUAAAGAAUUACUAAUUUAUUUAGAUAAUCAACCUAUAUUUUAUGGGGAAAUUAGUAAAGCUUCAGGUUUAGAAUUUGGUGAACCUGAAGAUUUUUGUGAAACUAUAUUAUUUUGUACAAAUAAUCAAAUUUUAAAUUUGAUUGGAAAAAAUGAUACUCUAUUAAGAUUGAAAGAGAAUGAUUAUUUGAAUGACAUAUGCAUGGAGAUUAGCGAAGAUUUUAAAAAACGACCUGUUACACGUGUAUCCAUGUCAGAUAUUAAUGAAUCUGAUGUCAAUAUAAAUAUACCUGAUGAUCGUCCUCUGUCUUCAGCAAUGUCCGAACUAGCCAUUGUAGAAAAAAGCCCAGAAUUAAGCAUGACAUAUUGCAUUGAAAUUACUUUACUUGAACCAUGGGUUCAUGGAUCUGAGUAUAUUGGGCUAACAGGUAUUGAAUUUUUAGAUAAAACUGGGAAUCCAAUAAAAAUCAAAUCUAUAUGUUUGAAUGAUAAUGACAAUAAUAAUUCAGUUUUUUCGAAUAUCACUGAUAAAACUAGUGACAGAUGUAUAGAAAAUUUAAUAAAUACAAAAAAUAUUACCACUGAUGCAAAUGAUAUGUGGCACACUGUGUACAGAGCGAAUUCAUCACCUCCAGUACUAAGAUUUUAUCCUGAUUUACAGAAUUCAUUGUUAUUAUCAACAUUUAAUUCAUUACGUAUAUGGAAUUAUAAUGAUCGACAAGUUGGUAAUGAUUAUGGUUGUAAAUUAAUUGACAUUAAAUUGAAAAAACUAGAAUCUAAUUAUCCAGAUGAUUUCAUUUUAAAUGAAUUAACAAUUUUAUUACGUCAAGCACCAGGUCAUACAGAAUAUCCAUUUGAACAAACAAUUCUGCUAUCGGAAUUUCAAGAAAAUACCAAUGUUCUUCAAAAUAUAUCGGCUAGAAUUAAAUAUCAUCAUUUACCAAUUGGAUUUGUUUAUCAAUUUAAUAUAUUCUCCAGUUGGUAUGAUCAAUUUUAUGUUGGUUUAGAUGGAAUACAAUUAUUAUCAUAUGAUGGUAAUAUUAUACCGAUUAAUAAAAAUGAAAUUUAUGCUUAUCCAAGUUCAGUGAAUGAUCUACAAUUAAAUCAAUCAUUAUUUCCUGAUUUACGUACAGUUGAUAAAUUAGUAGACAAUGUAAUUAGUAAUAAUUAUAAUGAAAUGUCUAAACAUUGUUGGUUAAGUCCAAUAAUUCCAAAAAUAAUUAAUAAAAUAUUUAUUGUUUUCAACAGACCAAUUUGUAUUGCUGGUGUACGAUUAUGGAAUUAUAUGAGAACACCGGAACGUGGUGUUAGAGAAUUUUCUAUUUUAGUUGAUGACAAACUUUUAUUUCGUGGUUAUUUACCAAAAUUUAAAAAUCAUUUGGAAUUUAAUCAUCAUCAUCAUCAUCAUCAUCACCGUAAUAAAUUGUUUAGUAGUCGAAUUAAAAAAACAAAUGAACAGAAAUUAUUUUGGACAAAUAAUCAUAGCUCAGUGCGAGCUUAUUCAAUUGUUUCAUUUGAUUCAGAAAUUUUAAUUGGAUUAGGUGAGAAUCCACAGUGUAUAUUAAGUAUGCAUAAAUCAUCGAACUAUUGUGAUGUCAAUUUAGCAGGGACUGAUAUGAUUAAUGAGCAAUUCAGUUAUCCAUCAUAUACUACUCGAUUAAAGAAAAUUAAUCAAGCACUUCGACCGUCGACAUGUGUUACCACUCAAUGUAAACCUAAGGAUACAAUAUAAAUUGUAUUAUCCGUCUUUUAAAUUGAGCGAAAUGAAAAAAAGCCAACUUAACAAAUUUUCCGUGGUCCCGGUGUUGUGUUAGUGUAUUCAGUCAGAAAAGUUAACACAUUUAAAAGCGAAAUAAUAUUUACGCCUUAUUCAUUUAGCUACUCACCAGUAGCUAAAGUAACUCUUUGUACAUAUAUCCUUUUCUUUACGGAAUAUUAAUCAUUUUCAAUGUUUUGUUCACUUGCUAUUUUUCAAUAAAAUAAUCAUUAUUAA